AUGGCCCUGAGCCCCGCCCAGUCCCAGGGGGGCGGGGCCUGUCCCGGGGGCUGCGACUGCGACCGCGACAGCGCCUGGUGCCGGGGUGGGGGAGGGGGCGUCCCCCGGGGGCUCCCCCCCCGCCUGGCCACGCUCUCCCUGAUCCGCUGGGACAUCGAGGCCCUGCCCGAGGGGAGCUUCCGGCACCUUCCGGCCCUGACCCUGCUGUUGGUGGCCUCGGGGCGUUUGGGGACAAUCGGGGACGGGGCCUUCGCUGGACUGGGGGCACUGGAAUAUCUGUUCAUUGAGGACACCGAGCUCGGGGCCAUCGCGCCCACGGCCCUGAGGGGGCUCCGGGGGCUCCUCUUCCUGAGUUUGGCCAACAACCGCCUGGAGUCGCUGCCCCCGGGACUCUUCCAGGAUUUGGGGACACUGACGCAGCUGGAUCUCCGUGGGAACCCGUUCCGCUGCGAUUGUCACCUGCGCUGGCUCCUGCGCUGGCUGCCCACCCGCCCCUCCCCCGCCGAGGCCGGGGGGCGCUGCCGGGGGCCCCUCCCCCACCAGGGCACCCCCCUGGCCCUGCUGAGCCCCGGGGAGCUCCAGUGCCAGCGGCACGAGCUGCGGCCGUUCCAGUCGCUGCCGUUCUCGUCCCUGGGGGCCGAGUCCUUCGCGCUGGGGGGACAGCGGGGGGUGGCCCUGGCGCAGCCGGUGACAGGAGCCUGCGCCCUGCUGGAGUGGGACCAGCUCGGGGGGCGCUUCCGGGCCCCCACCAUCAUCAACAGUGAGCAAAACGGGGCAAAAAACGGGGAAACGGGGGUGGCCCUGGCGCAGCCGGUGACAGGAGCCUGCGCCCUGCUGGAGUGGGACCAGCUCGGGGGGCGCUUCCGGGCCCCCACCAUCAUCAACACGGGGGUGGCCCUGGCGCAGCCGGUGACAGGAGCCUGCGCCCUGCUGGAGUGGGACCAGCUCGGGGGGCGCUUCCGGGCCCCCACCAUCAUCAACACGGGGGUGGCCCUGGCGCAGCCGGUGACAGGAGCCUGCGCCCUGCUGGAGUGGGACCAGCUCGGGGGGCGCUUCCGGGCCCCCACCAUCAUCAACAGCUCGUCCCCGGUGGCCUGCCACCCCCUCCCGGUGGGCGACACCCUUCUGGUGGUGGUGGCCCAGCUGGGGGGCGGCUCCUGGGUCUGGCGCCGCUCGGGCGGCCCCGGCUCCUCCUUCGUGCGCCACCAAGCCCUGGGCUCGGGCCACCUGCGCCGUCCCCACGCCGUGGCCGCCGCCCGCCUGGCCGGCCACCUCUACCUGGGGGUGGCCGACAGCUCCAAAGGCGGCACCAGCACCGUCUUCCGCUGGGCUUCCGGAGGCUUCUACCCGCACCAGACGCUGCGGCCGUGGCAGAGGGACACGCACCUGGAGUUCCUGGAGCUGGGCGGGCGGCCGGCGCUGGUGGUGUGCAGCGCGGCGCGGCGGCCGCUGGUUUACCGCUGGAGCGGCGGCGGCUUCGCGCCCCACACCGACAUCCCCCACGUGCCGGACGUCUACGCCGCCAAGCACUUCCGGGUCCGGGGGAGCGUCUUCCUCUGCCUCACGCGCUUCCUGGGGGAUGCCAAGGUGAUGCGCUGGGAGGGCUCCAUGUUCCGCGAGGUGCAGCAGGUGCCGGCCCGUGGCUCGCUGGUCUUCCAGCCGCUGGCCCUGGCCGGCCACCGCUACGUCCUGCUGGGCAACGACUUCGCCCCGAGCCGCGUCUUCCGCCUGGGCCCGGCCGGACGCCUGGAGCCCGGCCAGGAGCUGCCCGCGCCCACCCCCCGCGCCUUCGUCCCCCUCACCGCCGGCCACCGGCACUUCCUGCUGGCCACCAGCUUCAAGGGGGCCACCCAGAUCUACGCCCACGUCACCGAGGACAUCGGGACCUGAGGGGACGUGGGGAUGGUGGCCACCAGGUCAUCGAGGGCAUCGG
This is a messenger RNA of Poecile atricapillus (Black-capped chickadee), 1933 nucleotides long. RefSeq names its product leucine-rich repeat LGI family member 4-like. NCBI's taxonomy places the organism in Eukaryota, Metazoa, Chordata, Aves, Passeriformes, Paridae. Gene Ontology annotation, molecular function: protein binding. The record is from RefSeq and is a predicted model, not a curated record. The transcript is spliced from 13 exons. Bases 1 to 1890 code for a protein of 629 amino acids. Gene Ontology annotation, biological process: myelination in peripheral nervous system; neuron maturation.